UCAAAUGAGGCGGCUCAGCAAACCUUGGACACACUUGAGCUGACAAACUGCCGCGACGAGCUCAAAGACCGAUUAGCAUGUCUCCGGUACAAUUAUCGCACUAUUAACGGCUCAUGCAACAAUUUGUGUAACAUAACUCAGGGAGCAACUGGAAGGCCACUACGACGUUUCCGUAAUCUCGGUGCGGAAUAUCAACAACCAAACGAUCAACCUCGAAGUAAAACAGUGAAUAACCAGCCCUUGCCAAAUCCAAGGCGAAUAAGCCGAGUUGUCUUUCGUAGCAAUAAUGGAGAUGUAAACGGCAUCAGACCGGAUUUCACUCACAUAACCAUGACCUGGGGACAAUUCUUAGAUCAUGACGUCACUCUGACAGAGCUGACACCAAAUGUGGAGUGCGGGGGCAACGAUGAACCGUGUGUAACCAACAACGAUGAUUGCAUUGGAAUUCCUUUGAAUGGCAAUAACGGUAACGAUAGAUUGGAAUUUAAUUUAACAGCACAGUGUAUACCCCUGAGAAGGUCCCUAAGAGUAGACUCGCAACAGGUAGGUCAUAGAGAAUAAGAACAAUCUUGCACCAUUAAUUAUAAAUGCAUGCCUGUAUUUAUAGCUUCACAGAAAAGCACUGCUCUGAAGAAUCGCUGGUAGUGAUUAAUCUCACAGUCGGCAUACUGUUGCUUUUGCAGCGUUAGACUGCAAACCCAAUAAAGGUGGCUCUUAUUAUUAUUAUUGUUAUUAUUAUUAUUAUUAUUAUUAUUAUUAUUAUUGUUGUUGUUACAAGUGAUACCGGUAAAAGUAAAUUGUAAUUACACCAGGGGGAGGGGGGGGGGGAGGUGUCUCCAAGGAAAUCUGUGGUACAGUCCGCUUGAAGGCCAUCGUAAAUUAUUCUAGACUGUGGACCGUUACUGUAAUGUAGGGGGAUUAAGAUAACGAUUAUGAAGAUGAUGAUGACGAGAACGAGAACGACGACGACGACGACGACGAUGAUGACGAUGAUGAUGAUCAUCAUCAUGGCAUCUUUGCUGUGUAGAAUCAAUUAUCAAGUUGUUAUGUGGCCUCUGAGGCGCCUUAAUUCGAGCAAGCGUAAUUCAAGGUCAUGAUUCUUUUAGCUUUUAUUUUCCUGAACUAUAAGCUUCAAAGCCUAAUGUGACAAACUGUUGAGUCUCUUGCAAUUUCAGCUUAAGUGCAAAAGACAAUUACAUUGUGUAUCCAUUUUAUGAACGACCAUCAUCAUCAACAACAUCGAUCAUCAUGGGUUCAUCUUUCUAUUAGGUAAAUGAGAUCACGUCUUACAUCGAUGCCUCACAAGUGUACGGAUCGGACGAAGCUUUGGCAUUGAGGCUUCGAGACACAAAAGCAAACCUAGGGUUCUUGGAUGUGAGUCCUUACAUCAACACUAAUGAUAGACCCAGGCUACCAGAUGCCGAAGCAGAAGCUUUCUGCAGAUCAACAGAUCGCAGUAGCAGACCGUGCUUUCUUGCUGGUGACAUAAGAGUGAACGAGAAUCACGGUAAACGCUUAAAUGUUUCUAAGUUUCAGAGACUAGUACUUAUUGCUGGCAAUCACUUAUAUUUAACUGAAGGGAACAAAUAUGAACAACAAAACUAAAUAAGAACAGUAUAUGUAUUCAAUCAGAGUUCAACUGAAGUGUUCUGAAUUUCCCGGUUUGUGUUUACUGUGCAUCAAAAGUGGAAAAGAAGCUCAAAAGCAACAUUAAUUUUGUGUAUCUCACACUUUUCGGUGAUCAAGCUGGACCCGCGCUGAUUCGGCCGGACUUGUAGCCCUCAGAGCUGUUAAUGAGCAUUAAUAUAAAGCUUGUGUAACUGACCUUUUCGCUGUUCCCCUCUUUUUAUUUAACAGCUUUGAUGGCGAUGCACUUGCUAUGGGUACGUGAGCACAAUCGUAUAGCAAAAGUAUUGCACGUGCUCAAUCCUCACUGGGAUGACGAGAGGCUAUAUCAAGAAGCACGUAAGAUUGUUGGGGCUGAGAUUCAACACAUAACUUACAAUGAGUGGCUUGUAGUUCUUUUCCCAAGUAGAGAGUUGGUAAGAAAUUGGUAAAAAUAUGUUUACGCCAGUUUUCUUUUCAAGACAAAAUCCUUUUCAGGAGAAAAAUAGAUAAGUAAUAAUUGCGGCUUGGUACACACAAAAACGUUAAUUAACACGCACACACGGACUCGCUCUGUACGCAGCCUUAAGGGAUUCGUAGCUAAACGUUAUGGCUGAUGGUAGCUGACCAAUCCACUUUUUGUUGUUGACAAAGCAACAGUCGGAAUUAGACAAUUUGUGGAUCUUUUCAUUUCCUUACAAUUAUAGAUGUUUUAUUUUUUCAAGUCAAAUGUUUACUUUCCUAGAAUGUUUACAAGUGUACCUACGGCUGUAAUUCAUACCACCUGCAAGCAUAAUUUUAAUGAACUCGGCACACAGUAGGAUAAUCGUUUCUCCCAAAGAGCUUUUUCCAAGUAUUUGCUCAUUGCGCAUGCUAUAAUUAUAAGUGAUUAUGAUCCAUUCAAAAUAUUUCGCCGUUUCUAAUUGGCUUUAAUCCUCUCGCUAAUUCUUUAUUCAGCGCUGACCAUAUAUGGCAGAUACUUUAAUAUACCAUCACAACCUCGUUUUCAGGUAGUUGUGGCCAGGUAAACCAUUAGGUUUUCAGUAUAGCUGACCACCAUUGUACCAAUUAGUUUCAGCUGUAGUUUUCGUUUAAAAUACAAGCGAAGAACGGUAAAGAGCGAAAAAAAAUAUAACAAAUUAAACAAUAACUGCAAAAUAAGAAAAAGAAAUAACUUCUACGAAAAAAGAAGGGUUCUUAAGAAGGUAGAAUAUAGUUUUGAAUGACUAAUAUUAAUAAAUACAAUUAUUGAAUUCGACUUUCGUAUGAAGAGUUAUGCAAAUCUCGCAGGCCGUUAUCACUCUCCUCGAUCUGCAUAAUUCGUCCGAGUCCAGCAUUCAAUAAUAGCUAAUUACGUUUUAUUUAUACUUCUGUUGCAGAGAAGACAAAAUGGUCUUUUGUUGGAGCGUAAAGGUAGUUUCUUCACCCAAUAUGAUCCUACAAUUGAUGCGGAAAUGUUCAACAGCUUCUCUACAGCCGCUUUCAGAAUGGGCCAUACUCUGAUUCGCGACACUUUCGCUCUUUUGAGCCCCAAUUUCAACCGUACAGCAUUUGACUCACCGAAUGAAUUAGACACGAGAGACUUCUUCAACCCAGAUCGAUUCUAUCAGCCAGGAGACAACGCAUAUGGAGGAAUUUUGCUGGGGCUGUUAAGGAAUUUUGCUCGAAAUUUUGAUGCGUAAGUUAAAAAUCCGUCAUGAAAUUAUAUGCUCUCGAACGACCUCUCAAGGGCCAGUUUUAUCUAGGCAGAGUCUCCUUCUUGAUCACUGAAAUCUUUAACCAGUUGACCAGUUUAACCAGUUGUUUUAGACCAGUUAAACCAGUUACCCUGGUAAUCCUGUGGAUAGUGAUAAUGGCUCUGGUACUUUACACAAGUCAUAUAUUAGCAUAAUUGGCUUACGGCACUAAAAUUCGAGAUUCAGAUUAGAUAGUUCUGACACGCUGUCAGGUUGCGAGAGUUCGGUAGGACUGACGCUCUGGGAAUAAUAGCCUAGCGCUCUCUGUCAUUGUACAAAUUCCGGAUCAGGCUUUUCUUAUGGUGGAACUCUGCGGGUUACAUGGCAGUAUGGAACUCCAGGUAGGUGUGGUAAAUAACCAGCUUAGGAGGGGUAACCCGCCUGUCCAUAUAAUUUUUCAUAUGGUCGCUUCACCUAUCACGUAAACCUUAUCAAAUGAAAAUGAGAGAAUAAAGGCGAGUUACCCCACGUAAUUAAGGUGGUUACCUCUCCUACCUGGGGUCCCCCACCUCCGUGUAAACAGGCCCUUUCACGAAUGCCGUUGUGCUAUUGCCGUGCCGAACUCAAUUCACUGAUGUAUUUUGACUAGGUUAAAACAAGUAGAAAACAUUUUAAAAGUUGAUUAAACCUUUUAUUAUUAUUAUUAUUAUUAUUAUUAUUAUUUUUAAGAACUUUUUAAAGACUGAGGAUUAGGAAUUUAGGAAUACGAGAUUUUAUUCUUUUUAACUUGUUUCUUUUUAGUAUCAGAGACGGAUGAUUCUUCUUUUGUAAUGACUCGAUUUAAAACUCUGGACCGCCUGCACGAGUUAUUUUAUGAUUAUUGUUAUUAUUUCUAUGCUUCGUUUUUGAAAACAGCUAUUUUAUUGAAACCAUGUCAUACUACAGUCGUACUAACAGUCGAGCUAGCUUAGCACGGCAUGCCGGCAGUAGAAAUACGUUUGAAACUGGACUGCUUUUGAGCAAAACAGACUACACCGUAUUAUUAAAGGUAAUAGCAUGAUUUGUUGUGAUAUUUGGCAUAAAUUCCACGAGUGAUAUUUCGAAAUUGUUUAACGUGAUUUGAGACAAUUUUGAAAUAUCAUGAGUGGUAUUUAUGUCAAUUAUCACGUACAAAUCAUGCCUAUCAUUUGUUUAUAGUACUACCCGCAAAGGUUUUGUAAUUUUCACAUGUAGGUAUAAUUCAAAUUAAGCUGAAAUAUGUACUACUGCACCAAGCCAAUCAAAUUGCAGAAACUUCUCAUGCAGUAGUAUAAUAUAUAUGUCAAGCCAAAAAAAAUAACCACUAUAAAAAUCGAAAUUAAGUUUCCUUUUUUAAUCGAAAGGAAUUGUAAAUAGUGCUUUGACUGAAAAGUUGUUUAUUAGUAAGCGAAAUAAACUGUAAAUCGGAUUUUAUAGUUAGCUUUGUUAUCAAUAAAGUUUUUUCCAUUUAUUAUUUUUAAAAACCGUUAUUACAAUAAAUAUAUAUAUGUAUAUUUUUUGAUGUGGUAUAAUUUUUUUUCAGAAACUUUGUUCCAGCUGUACGAGAACGGCUCAUCAUUGAAGGACCAAAUUUUGAUGGCAUCGUUGGUGAUCUAGCAGCAGUAAAUAUUCAGCGCGGAAGAGAUCAUGGCUUACCAGCUUACGUCAAAUUCCGAGAAGCGUGCGGAGGGAACCCAGCAUAUAGCUUUGCUGAUAUUGCUGAUACUGUUACUGACACUCAAAUAGCAAGACUGACGAACGUUUAUGGCACUAACGGGGUGCACGACAUCGAUUUGUUUGCGGGUGGUAUAAGUGAGCGACCCCAACCUGGUAGUGUACUUGGUUUUACCUUCACCUGUAUUAUGACCGAGCAAUUCAGAAAUUCACGUGUUGGCGACCGCUUUUGGUACGAGAGAGAUGAUCAUCAGACGGGUUUUACCAUCGAACAACUUGACCAAAUACGACACACUUCUCUUGCCAAAGUUAUCUGUGAUAAUACCGAUGAUGUUCGUCGAAUACAUCCGUGGGUCUUCUUACACAGAGACGCAGCACAAGCCCAAGGAAUCAAUAAUAAUGCAGUAUUCUGUGAUGAUCUGCCGUUUGCCGACUUGACUGUUUUUAAAGAUGGUGAGUAUACUAUUCAUCAACUGUCAGUGAGAGUCUUUAAAGACAUUGUUGUACACAUAGUGAAGAUUAUGUGAUGAGGUUUAUUAUCAUGAAUUCUAUCAAGCUGUUCCAGACAUAUACGGAAAAGCGUUAAAGGUCAAAAUUUAGAAUUAGGUUACACUUAGACAGGUAGUGAGAAAACAGCCAGUUAGUUAAACAGUCAAAUUUGUUUCUAGUAUCACAAUGACAUGGGUAAGUAGCAUUGUGACGCAACUUUAAAGUAUUUUAAGUUAUUUGGACAUUGUUUAUUACCUCGUUUAUUACCGUUACCAAAAAUAUAAGAUUUGAAAUUUAUUUACAAUUUUUUCAAAUUGAAACAUACAAUUUUUUAAAAACAAUUAUAUAGCUGUUAGUUAAAAUCCAAUAUUGUCACUGAGCAAAGCUAUUAUCCUUUAAUUUGUACGAACUGUUCAAUUAAUGAUUAAUUUGGAUAGUUUCAGAUAGGGCUUUCCUUUACAAACAGGCAAACUGUCCAAUUUGAGAAAAAUAAGACAGCUAGUCUGAGCCAAUCAAAUGCCAGAAAAUACAAUAGGCAAUGCAAAUUAGCCAAUCAGCGCAAAGUCCCUGUGACUAACGCGACAAAAAAAAGUUUCUUUGGCUGACGGCGGUUCGUCGGUGAACACUCUUGGCUUCUUGUUGCUGUGAAUGACGUUUUGUCUUGGCUUCUUGUCUGGGCCAUUUAAAAGGAAAAUGUAUGACCAAACUGAUAAAAGUUUGUAUCGGAAACAAUUAACGCACAGAUUCUUGAAAAUGUACAAGCACUGAAACUUUGGACAAGAAUAAGAAAACACUUAUACCUGUGUUUAGAUGUUGGCAUUACAUGCAAAAACAAACGGACACGGUCUGCGGAAAUCGUUUGAGGUAAUGAAUGAAAUGUUUAUUUUUCAUUCAUUGUAUUUAAAUUAAGCAUUUGCGUUGUUGCUUUGUUUUCUUUGUAACCGAAAUUGCUGUUUCACCUGUAGCACUGUAUCAGCAUUCAGAUCAUUGAAGAUGGAGCUUUCAAAGUUUUAAUUGGUAACAAAAUGCCAAAGUAUGAAAGAGCAAUUAUAAUAGUUCUACGUUUGUUUAUCUGUAAAGAAUCACUGAGUGACCCAUAAAAACAAUUUUUUUUUAGAUCUUGCAGUGUGUUUUUGUUUCAACUACAAUCGGUUCGAAUGUACAAUAUUUUGCGUCUGUGACACGCUAAAAAAUCUGGAUUAACUAACCAGCUAUAUAAUUAAUAAGUAAGGGACGGACCAUUAGAAAUGUUAUGGGGGGGGAAUUUUCGGUCCGCAGGAAUUUUUUUUCGUUAUCAAAUUCCUUGUAUGAAUUUUUUUCAGGCCGUUGCAUGAAUAUUUUUUAGGGUUAAUUGGCGUGCAUGAAUUUUUUUUCUUUUAAUUUUCCCUUGCGCGAAUAUUUUUUUUGUACUUCGUCCGCCCCCCCAAUAAGUUUUCUAAUUGUCCGUCCCUAAGAGGACUACAUGCUUGUCCAAUUUGGAAAUAAUUGAAUUCAAAAAAUUCCUCUGGCAGCCAAAUUGGACGAGGCCUGUUGGAUGAGGCGGUAGGCCUCGUCCAAUUUGGCUGUCCUCGGAAUUUUUUUCAUACAAUUAUUUCCAAAUUGGACAGCAUGUAUUCCUAUUACAUAUGCUAAUAAUUUGGGGUGAUUUUUUUGCAGGCAGAGCAUUAAAACGUAAAAAAAUUGACCCAACCUUUUCAAUUUUCAAUCCAUGUCUAUCUAUACAUCGGACAAACCUUUCCUAACGAUAAAGACAGGUUUACGUGUACCAUGCAUUACCCAAAACGGCUCUUCAAAGAGUAUUAUGGUAUUUUUUCACAGUGGUGGUCUUAUGGGCGAACCACGACGGUAUUAACAUCACUGCGAAAGCAUAUAUAGGGUCGUUCUCUGUAUGGUUACAUUGAAAACUUAACUAGCCCUUAUCUAAAAAAUAAUCACUAUAAGUUAAAAAACCUAACCUAUUUUUGGAAGAGUGAACUUAUUAAUAUACUGUGGCUUUUUUGCAGAAUCUGGCGUGGAGUCCGCCGAGUCUAACGAUAGUGCGGGAAGUGAAGCUAGUGCGUCCAUCGGAGCUUAAAUCAAUUCUUUAUUCCUUUUAUUUACGCUUUUUUGUCGUUUAAAAAUGGCAUAAUCGCCAUCUAAAAGAUGUCAGUACUACCGGGUAUACGAUAGAGCACUGUGCCUAAAUAAAGCUUACUUAAUAUUUUUCACGAUUUGGCCACUCAAUGAAAAACUAGCAUGUGAGGCUAAAAUUUUGCGAGUGGAAAUGUUCGUAUUCACUAUUCGAGGUAAUCAUGAGUUGAAGAUCCAAUAUCUCUGGUCAAUUUAAGCUCGUGUUAAACACAGUUUUGAAAGUUUUAAAUAAUUCUUCUACCUCAGCUAAGUAUAAGAAAAGAAAGGAAAAAAUAAUCAAAGCUCCUUCAGGUGUUUAUCAGUCUCACAUUUGCACUAAAAGUAUAAUAUAGGAUAUUAAGCACAGGGUUGUUCAAAAAUGGCCCACUAUUCAGUACCAUUGCAUACUAGUCUUGAUCAGUGAUUCUUACUUAAUUCCUGUCUGACAAAGGUACAAAAUGUCAUUUACAAUAUGACUUAAGACGGAAUCCAUCAGGAAAUUGAGUAAUUUUAAUUUUCAGUGGACAAAAACCUAAUGUACCAGAAUAAUUUAAACAAUAUCGCAUUCUUUUUUAAGGGCUAUAGAUACAAGUAGUUAUCUGUAAUAACACCAAAGACUAUUUCUAAUGGGAGCUCGAGAAAAUAAAUGUCAAAUUUCACAAGAACUGUGAAAACACAGGUAAAUUUCAUGUGUAAGAUGUCAUUUUGUGAAAUUUGACAUCCGUCUUCUCGGGCUCCCAUGAGAAAUUUUCUUUGGUGUUAUUACAGAUAACUAGUUGCAUCUAUUGUUGGUUUUCACAUGACGUUACUAAAAUUCAAACUACAAAACUAUCGAUCCUACUGAGAUUUUACUUUCAUGGUGAUUAGAGCAGCUGAAAACUAAUUUUCAAACAAAUUUUCGCCUCAAAAGGGUUCUUCGUUUUUUAAUAGAGCACUCUUGAAUUUCUAAGCUUUUGCGUGACGCAGCAUUUACAUGAAGGCCGAGAGAGCUGUCAUUUAGGUUAAAAAAGUGACUUUUUUCGCGGAAUUUUGCUAUCUAAACAGUUCAAGUGUUAUAACAAGUAUUACUUUAAUGUUUAUGAGUUCCUCGAGGAGUAAAUUCAGGCUUUUGUAGCAAAACUCGAUAACAGAUGUUUAUGUUGGUUUCCGUCCGCCAUUGUUGGUGCUCAUCCAGAUGAGCUCCAGCAAUAGCCCUUGAAAAAUGUAAAAAAGAAUGCGAUAUUGUUUAAAUUAUUCUGGUACAAGGUUUUUGUCCAUUUAAUUAAUUAAAAUUACUCAAUUUCCUGAUGGAUUCCGUCUUAAAUUUUUUUGUUAUUAUUUAGAGUUAUUGGAAGGUAAAAAUUAAAAAAAUGUACUGUCUCGACAACACCAUAGGCAGGUCACAAAAGAAAUAAUCUAAAAACAAAACCUUUGCGUGUAACUAUAGUGUGUCUGUUACUUAGUUAUUAUAAGGAACUUGAGCAACAAUGCCUGGUCCCAUGCAAGGGAAACCAAGACAGUCUUGAAGUCUGGAUUUCGCCCCAUGGAUUGCGGAUUUCAGGUACUGGAUUCCAGUCCUUUUCAGUGGAACUUGGAUUCUGGAUUCCAAUCUUUAGUGGGAUUCCGGAAUUUUUUUUUGUUUAUUUUUUUUGUGUGUGUGUUUUUUUUUGCUGUAUUUCGGAUUCCAAAGACCGGAUUUCUGGAUCCCGGAGUCCCUUACUUUGGGCGAGAUAACAGCGACGGUGGGGGAAGUUAAAAUAGCAACAGGUGCAUUAACCAAAAAGACACACCUCCGCACCUGCAUCAACCCUUUUUGUACACCUCUUUGUCGUCACUAAAACGACCAAGACGUAACUUUUACUAAAAGGGCCUGAACACUCGAUGACAAACUUUUACCUAUUUAAAUUUUUUCUGAGUUAAACGCUAUAUAUUUAGCGCGGAAUUCAAAUGGUUUGAAGAAAAUUUCCUUUGCUUAAAACCCAAUUGCAUCGCUGAAAUUUUGCACAUUGUAAUGUUUCCUAAUGAUCUUUGUAUAUACAAAAAGGAAAAAAUCGUAUUUGGGGAAGUGUGCGUUUUCCCUGAUAAGUUAGACUGCGAGCAGCCUCUCUUUUCCUUCAGAUUUAGUAAGGGGAGUGCACGCGCGCGCGAGCGUUGGACGGCGAAGCCGCGAGACGCGAGAAGCGAGGGCGGCAGCCCGAGAAGAAAAAAGAGUUUCUUUUGUCGUACCUCUCCCGUCUCACGCCUUCAGUCACGCGCGUGGUCAUUUACGUGUCUCAGGCGUUUUCCUCGACGGACCAAGAAAAAAGAGAGGCUGCUCGUACUCUACUGAUAAGUGUCUGAAGAACAAUAUUAUACCUUCCUUUUGUCAUAAUUUUGACAGGUUUAAAAGUAAUAUCCGGACAAGUUAUGUAACCCUGUGUCUUUUUUUGCUCCACACGCGUGUGAGCACGUCAUCAAAUCCGUAACAUUUUUUAAUUAUUUCUUCUAUGAUUUUACUCUAAAGGUUUUUUUUUCUUUUCCUUGAAUAUAAAUAAUUUGAGAUAGAAGAAAAACGAGGAGGAGAAGAAGAGAAAUUCAAGGCUCCUGCCGUCUUUGAACUAGAAGAGUCUGUGAGGGAGAACAGUACACGCGUGCAGGCCGAAGCAAUUUAAAGCAUCAAUCGCUCGAGGACUCUGAACAGUUGACCAAAAAAUUGAAAAAAUAAUAACAAAAAAUAAUUCCAGCCUCAUCAUAAAAGCAAACUUUAAUGAGUCAUUCGAAGCUGCCUUAAUUCAAAAAUUCCUGUACCAGUGUUACGACGCCGUGCUGCGCUAAAAAUCCAUUUUGCCGGGAUAUUCCUCUGUAAAGCCAAAAUCGUAUUACAGAACAUUUCCACUAUUCCAGUCGACAGACUACGUUUCUCCUUGAAGAUGGAACGGUGAUCAAGAAAAAUGCUAAUGGAGAUGUCUAAAUAUUCCAAAUCACUGACCGUGCUAGCUUGUGUUGGCGUGACAAAUUUGCCGCGAAAUUAGCGGAAUGAAGUGAACGCCGGGGAGUGAAACAUGUCAUUACGUCUCUGCGGAUUUGUCCCUUCAAUUCCCUCUACGCAGCGAAUUUUCUUUUUUCGGCUGCCUUUUACUGUUACAGCAGCGGCAGUAGCUGUUGUGGAUUACACUUCACCAGCGCACGUGGGUCACUAAAACCUCACUCACAUUAAAAAUGACAGCGGCAUACAGCCGCAAAAGGUGUUAAAUACUAACUUACAAUCCUAGUUUUAGCAAAAAGACGCAUAAUUACAAGAAGUAAAAGACUGAGAAGGUCUAACAACAACCACUGUUUUCGGAUCGACAGAAGAAUCUAAGAUGGCGGACGAUCAUUGAAAAGCUGUAGAGCUACGUUCCCUGCAUACGAUUCUCGUGGAUUUUGCGUCGCAUGUAGAACAAUAGUUAAAUUUUAUAUAGAUGAAGUAAAAGACAAUGUUUUAAUAUUUUUGAUUUACUAACUUUUUUCGAUUUCUACCCAAUCACAGAGUCGGAUUUUAAUUAAUUAAUUGGAAACAGACAACCAACGUUUCCUAAAAGAACAAUGAUAUUGGGCAGGCGUAUUUUUUUCUCCCCUCCCCCUUCCCCUUUCCUUCUUUCGCCCUCGCACCUACCCUAAGGGUUACUAUUUCUACUCUCGCCAAUCUUCCUCUGUCAUAAAAUCAAAGAUGGCGGCUACAACAAUACGAAUAUGAACAAACUUUUGCCCACCCAAAAUACGCUUGCACUGCAGGCUACUAUCGUUCUUACGCGGAGCGAUACUUAAUAACAACGGUGCAUUAUUACGAAGUCGCUAUAUAAAAAGCCAUUCUUGAUUCAAAUCAAACCAAACUGAUCAGACAGAUGGAUUUAUUUUACGAACAAGAAAGGCGCUAUAGCUGACUUAACUAUUCCGUUGGAUUGGUUUCAUGCUGACGUAGACCAAAGGAUUCUUGAUUUGGCAGAUGCAUUCCUAAUUGAAAGGUUUAAUUCUUUAACAGAUCACAUUCCACAGAUCACGAUAACAGCUCACUGAUUUUUGACGGUUAACAAGCUGGACAGGGAUUAAAGCUAGGAGACACUUGGGGUUAGUCUAUAGCACGGUUAUGGCGCGCCGUUUGUUUCAAAAUUAUUUUUGUCAGUUGUACCAUUACAUCGUCUUUUUCGUUAAAUUUUCGUUCUUUUAUUUGGUAUCAUUUGCUGUUUCUUUUUUAUGAGUCUCCUCUUGACUUUCGGCAUUCAUAGAGAUACUGUGGUAUAAACAUAUUCUCUGUCAGUUGUAUGCAUCACUCUGUCGGUUGUACCUACACGGACUACAAAUUGUCGGUUAUAGACCUUCAUUGCGUCGGUUGAAAUAUUUACUGUAAAUAUUUACAACUAACAGCAACAGAGGAAUGCGUACAACCGACAGAAUGAAGGUUUAUAACCGACAAUUUGUAGCCCGUACAGCUACAACCGAUAGAGUGAUGCGUACAACUGACAGAGAAUAUGUUUGUACCACAGUAUCUCUAUGAAUGCCGAAAAUCAAAAAUUUAACGAAAAAGACAGUGAAAUGGUACAACUGACAAAAGUAAUUUUGAAACAAACGGCGCGCCAUACACGGUGACCUGUAUUCGGACCUGUGGAGUGUGACCUGUAAGAAGUAAAAAAAAUAUUGAAGGUCGUUGUUCGCACGUCAGUACAUAAUCACUAUUUCCGAUCGCCUAACGUAUUUUACCUCCUGUAUUGAUUCCAAUUUCUUGCGCCUGAAAGGAUGACGUGCAAAAAUUCGUGUGUUUCGUAGAUCACAAGCUGAUGACCAUAUGCUAGGCCACAUUAUUUUUUACGCCUUUACACUUAUGUAUAAAUAUGAUAUAUACAGUACAAUAAUACAGUUCAGUAUUAUCUUUUUGUACAUAAACGGAAUUUUUACAAAUCUCUAACGUCACAAUAAUUAUGCCGCUGACAAUUGUCAAUGGUGCGUGAAAACGUUAUCCGGAUUAUAAACCGGGUAAAAAACGGCGAAAAUAUUCGCCUGUAUUGGCCAUGACCGGAAAAAAGUAAUAAUGACAUCACUUACCGCUUUACAGUGUGUCAGCUAAACGAUAAGUUACCUGUUGGCAUAUUAAAGAAAUAAUCACAACUAAAUUAUCUGAAUAUUUACAACUGAUUCAAAAAUUAGAGAAAAUUUGAAUUUGAACCUUUUCAAAAAAAAAAAACUAAACAAAACAAACAAAAAACAGAAAACGACAACCACUCAUGUAAUCUGACUUUCGCAGCCGCUUAGGCUCGAUUCACGCAAUGCACCCACCCCCUCCCCUCCAAAAAAAAAAAAUCCUGCUUGCUGAGUAAACAUGAUUCAUGCUGACUAAAUUCUUGCUGGAUUUUGUGGAUUUUUUCUUCCUUACUAUUUUUUUUGUUCGCUCGGAGAGAUAGAAAAUGGAAUUUUUUCAAUUUAUUUGUUCAAAUUCAAUUCUGGUCAAAAUUAAAGAAACAUUAAAUUCUUCUUUUUCACCUUUUACUACUGAACAGUUUUCUUGUAUUAUUUUUUUUCUUUUUCUUUUUGUUUUUCUUUUUUUCUUUCUUUGUUGAUCUAUUUAUUCAUUUUUUUUGGUCAAUACAAUCUUCGCUUACCGGAACUUAGCCUUAAAGGGGAAUGUUAGGAUCUCGCCGGAGAAUUUUAUAUGUGACUGGUAGAGCACAGAUCUAGGGUGGCGAAGGCCGAAGGCGUGGUGGGAGGGGUUGGCUUUUCUGAGUUUUUUCCCAAACGAUAAAACAGCAGCACCUGAAGUUUUCAAUGGCUGUUCGUUUGUCCCUCUCACACUUUUUGGGACAAGUUUAGUAAUGUCCAGUUACUAUGCCUACGAGAUAUGACAUCAUAAAUAGCAGAUGAUCAAGUCAUUUUUGAGUGAAAAUGCAUGUUUUCUGAACUUCUUUCGACAACAAAAGUAAAGAUUGUGGAUGAAAUGAUGCAAAGUGCUUAUUUAUGCGUUAUUUUAUAUGUCAAGCACAAAAAAAUUACCAUUUCUUACGAUCUUCACAUGAUUUCUAAUUCUUGGUAAAAUCCAAGAUGGCGACUAUUGCUGGUGACGUCACUGGCCUCCAGUAGCAGCACCACCCAUAAAAUAUACCUCAUCUUGUUGAGAAGGUGAAAGGCUUUCCACUAAAGGCGAAAUCGUUUACAUACUACAACAUACCAAAAACUCUAGGAAGGGUUUCCAUCAACCCCCCUUGUACCACGAUGGGGGUAUAAAUUUGCGUGUACGUCCCAGGGUUAAAAAUAUCAGGCAGUAAAUUGGAACCAGCAAAAAAUAGCUGUAAGCCGAUAUCUUAAUGUAAUAACGUCAUCAAUGAUCAGAAAAAGUUUUGCAGGGCAUUCAAAUACACUUUUUUUUUUUUUUUAUCAAAGGGAUCACAUCAAAUAUUGGAAUCAGAUAUCAGCUCUUCCUAGGGCCGGUAUCACGGCAGAAGAUAUACGGCUCAUUCGCUCAUUCACUGUGUUUCCCUGUUAUUUAUCACUUUUUAGGCAGUUAUAAGUACAACUGUGAAUUGUCUUAGAUGAGUUUAUUUGUUAUUAACUAUCUACGAGAAACGUUUUAAAGGUUAAAUUUCAUCUACUUGAUAAUUGCGAAAUCGCCUGGUAAUUAUUAUCAUUGCUGAAUUGAAUCACGGAUGACGAUAAUCCGGUGGCUUACAAAUUAAAAAAAGAGACAGAACAACACAAAGCAAACAAACAAACAAACAAACGUGCUGUCACAAUUUAGAUCGUCCAUUAUCGAUGAAAAUGAAGUUGUUGUUUUGAAUUUUAAUUGAUGAGGAGCUUAACAAUUUAACCUCCGGUACAAAAAGUUAAGGUGACCCUGAUUUAGGCCGAGUCAUCUUUAGUGAGCGUUUGUAUAAAAAAAACGUUCACACUUUUGCCUGACCCGACAGCGCGCGCGCAUGCCGCUGAUUGUAAAACAGCGCUCAAGCAUGCUUUCAGUUGUUUCGCUUCGACCUAGUUGAUCCGGCAGCAGGGCGACUUAUGUAUGUUUCCAUGGGGAUAAGUUGGCCCGGCUAGGAGGGUUAUCUUAUAUUAUCUCUUUAAAUUCCGUCGUUUAUUCAGGGCCGGCGUCAGUAUUACGUUUUUGGUUAAAAAUAAAUAAAUAAAUAAAUAUUGAACUAACAUAUUGCCCCUCGCGUGAGGCCCCUUUGAGGUUCCAUUACUGAGAACAAUGUGUGAUGAAGAGUGUCUUUAUCAGUCGUUGUAUCGGCUUUCAUUAUUAAACAUUUAAUAUUGCGGACUUUGUUUGAGGUAAUGAGCCAAAAAGCAGCAUAAAAAGAGCCUGCAUCAACGUAGCCAUCUGAAUCAUAGAAAGCAGUCGUUCCGUUACUGAUCCAUAUCAGUAACAGUUUUUGGCAAGUUUUUUUCUGUCAUCAUUCAGCGACUUUUUUUACUCAACAAGUCUUCGGAUACAAGAAACAGGUAACUUGCAACUGCAAAACAAACAAACAAACAAAAAAUAAGGUUUUAACUUUGAACAUCAUGCAAUGAUUAUCAGAUAUAUCAUUUUUCUUAUUUAGGGAGCGUGUUUUGUUUAAAAUGUUUAAGAUGUUAUUUAUUUCACAAGAAUAUCACAAAAUUUAUAGCCUGCGUGGCAGGGGUUUGAAAGGGAAGGGAAAGGGAGUUUUAGGUGCGACGCAGGCUACAAAAUUUAUGUCUGUAUGAACAUCCCAAAAAGUAGAAUUUUUUAAAAUUUAUUUUAAUUCAAAAUUAGUUUAUCUUAAAAGGGUCGAACGAGUUUGUUAUCUCAGUCUUACAAAGUUAGAUUGAAUAAUAAUCAAACCACUAUUCCCGUUAUUGCAGGUCGAUAGCGCAGGCCUUGAAAAAAGGAUGUGUUCCUCAAGGUAAUUAUAUUUACGUAGAAAUUUUCAUUAAAAAAACUAAUAACUUGUGAAAACAAGAAAAUAAGAUAAUCCGCAAUAAGAAAAGCUGCACCAUGCCGGUUAGCGCUGACAAAACGAGGUGAUUUUUUUCUCUUUACCUGAACGGACUCAAACAAGCCUUUUUACUAAGUGGCAACCACGACUGAAGUUUUGCUACCUGUGAUUUUUAUAUUUCGUGUCACGAAUAUCGAGAGCAUGCAUGAAUUAAGUUUAACUAACAAGUCGGCCAAUGAGACUGUUAUCUUUUCUUCAAAGCUUGGAUGGUUCGUGGAAACACUUCAAAACUGUUUUGAACUUUGAUUGUAUGGCGAAGCAUUAAACCGUUUGAGAGGCGUUUGUUUCUGUUAAGCAUUGAGGGGAAAGAAAGGAGGAGUGUGACGUCAGGUUACCAUGGUGGCAACAUCCUUUCAUUUCAACGGCCUUUUCGGAUAGAGCCGGCCAUUUGCAUUGUCAAAGGAUAGACGAAAAGUAUGGUCUACCAAUUUGACCCUGAAUGCAAUCAUGCACAGAAAAGUCAUAAUAAAUGUUACGUUUUCGAUUAAGAGAUCCAGAAAUUUUGCUACCAUGGGAACAUGCAUAACGUUACGACUUCUCUCUAUUAAAGUCACUUUGGUUGAAAUAGUGCCAUUUCAAGCCAGUAAUGGCGGUCAAUCAAACUUCUCAACUUCAUGCAUCAUUUUUGCCAUUAUUACUAUUUUUACUAUAAUUGUCAUUACUAUUCUUCUUCUUUAACUUUAAUAUUAUUAUCAUCAUAAUCAUAACUAUAACAAAAUUGUUAAAUCUGAUUGGCUCUCAACUGCCCUGAUUGCAGCCUUAAUUGGACAGUUUAAUAGGACAGUGCGCGUCAUGCCUAAGUAAUUGGACAGUACGCGCCAUCACGCGCGCGCUUUCACUGCUAGCCAAAAAAAAAUUCGAAUUUCUUGUGUUUUGGUUUAAAAAAUAGCCUAUGGUAUCCCAAAUUUUGUUAAAGUUAUGAUUAAUUGGUAACAGAACUUCGUGUCGUCCAAUUCAGUCUGUAAUCAUACUCGUGAUUAAACAAAUCGGACUCCCGCUACGCGGUCGUCCGAUUGGGUUAAUCACUCGUAUGAGUAGUAAUGGUAACAGGACUGAGUGGAGUCCAAUUCGGUCAGUAAUCAUACGAGUGAUUACCAAAAUUUCGAAUUAUAAUGCAUUUCUAGCAUUCUGAUUGGUUCACUCAAUCUCUAAUAUAAGUUAUCCUAGGUGACCGGACAGAUACAAAUUUUAUAGCGCCGCGUUAGAAUGCAUUUCUAAAGAUCUAAAAGUACUCUGGGUAACCUAAAAGGUGUUUUCAGUGUAUUUAGAAGAAACAUUCGUUGGGUGCCCCUGACUAAAUGACCGGCAGUCUUAUAUUCUCGGUAAAUUUCCCCAAAUCGAAAAAUUCCAGCUAACCUAAACUCUUCUAUGUCGAUUAAGAAAAGUCAAGCGAUCCUGAAAUGUUUCAUAGAUCUCAAGAAUAGCGUUUGGCUUACGAUGGGCUCAGAAGACGAAAGAGAGAAUAUAGGGACUGCCGGUCAUUUAAUGUUUUCAACACCUUGACCGGCUGUCAAGCUAAAAACAGUUUUAAGUGUCACAAAACAUGGUUUCGCUUUCUGAGACCAGCGUAAACCAAACGCUAUUUUUGCUCAGAGAUCUAUAAAGCAUUUCAGGAUCGCUUGACUUUUCUUAAUCGACAUAUGAUAGUCUGGUUUAGCUGGAUUUUUUCGAUUUGUGAAAUGUACUGAGAAUACAGGACUGCGGGUCAUUUGGUGUUUUGAAAACCUUGACCGAUUACUGGCCACAUAUCCACAGCGUUUCUGUAUUACUGUAUUUUGAUUUUUUUCGUAAUUUUUUCCCCAUUCCUGAUAUGUUUCGCUGGCUCGCACUGUGCUCGUCUCCUAAAUUAGUCGUUUUUAUUGUAAAAACGAAAACGUUUGAACCAUGUUAGUUUAUACCAUUAAAGCCUGGAUUCGUUCCUUUCAACACCUAUACUGUAUUCAAUGAAUUGAAAAAAGAUAAACGGACAUAACGACCAGAAGGCCUCUACUGAAAAAAAAAAGGAAAUCUGAACCUACCUUCUUUCGUUUUCAGAUUUCUUUUGGGUAUUAUUCUGAUUAUUGCCACUUUUGAAUUGCGCCAAGCAGCGUCCUCUGCUAUGUCCGCUAAACAAACGUUGGACGCAUUUAAGCUAACAGAUGGCUGCGACGCCCUCAAGGACCGGCUGCGAUGUUUCCAGCAAAAAUAUCGCACAAUUGAUGGAACAUGCAACAAUCUGUGUCGCAUUAAGCAAGGGGCUGCUUUCACUCCGCUGCGGCGUUUUCUUCCUAGUGAGUACGCACCUGGAGAGCAACCUCGCAACGAAUCAGUAACAGGCCAUCCCCUUCCUAAUACAAGGCGAGUAAGUGUGGCGAUAUUUGAAGGUUCCGUUGGCAAUGAAGUUGGCCUACCAAAUUUUACUCACAUGACGAUGACCUGGGGUCAAUUCAUAGAUCAUGACAUCACCCUGACAGAGCUGACACCAAAUGUAGAGUGCGGAAAUAACACAACACCGUGUGUUAACCAGGAAGGAUGCAUUGUAAUCUCACUAGAUGAACUUAAUAGUUUCGAGAGAUUGAGAUUUAACGCGAGCGCAAAUUGUAUUCCUCUCAGAAGGUCUUUCAGAAGAAAAGGUGAUCAGGUAAGUAAAAUUAUGGACUUCAGUAAGAACAGUAGCUAAAGUAGUAGCUGAUCAAUGCAUGACUUCAGGUGUUUCAAAGGUGUUGGUCAAUUUUAUUCUUUUAAGUGGCUCUCUCCCUAAAAGCGGUCCACUCGGAAAGUAUGUCCACUCCGACACAUUUUUGCAAGAAAUCCAGUUUGCAGGCUAUGUGGUGGUUCUCAGCCGAAGUUAUGCCUUUUCGUUGAUUUUCUAUGAUAGAUUUUAGUCCAAACCAAUGGGAUUCCAAUAGUACUUAACGGGCUUCAAAACCGAUCCACUAGUAUUUUUGUCUUGGACAAAAAUUACAAUUGACUCAAAGGUGCACUGUCAUCAAAAUCUGUUCUCCAAUCGAAAAACUGCUCAGUUCAAAAUGUCACAUGAUCACGUGCUCCAAACGUGAUCGCCUACAAAACUCUGUGACAUUUCCACAAUCAAAUCAUAGCGUGAUUUGUCACGUAAUGAUAUGGUCACGUGGCUACGUAACUUUUCUCGGCUAGCCAAAAUCUUUGUGAUAAACUAAAUAACUGAAAAAAUACCCUAAUUUAAUGAGUUCUUCCACCUUAAAUUGCACAAAAUGCGUAUAACACCGAGGAAAAUGUAUUGGCAAUGAGUCAUUUUUUACAGUAUUUAUUUCUUUUUUUUAAAGUACCACUGAGCUUUAACCCUUCCUUUAUAACGUUUUCAAAAAUCACGCAACCAGUGGGCCAACGAGGUAUAAGACUAUCUUUAGGUGCAUUUUUUUGAAGCCUCUUCUACCCGUUCUUUUCAAACCGCUUUGUCGUAAUUAGCAUUUUGGCCUCUUAUAUCUAAUGGUGGAUUUUUAAAGUUCAAAUCAUGAGGCAUAAGGGAUUAGAGGGUAGACCCACCAACCCUUUUGCCCCCACCCGCCAGUUCGCAAAAUUGUAAUUGGCAAAAAAGUAAUUUUUAGAGCGAAAUUCUAUUUCUUUUUUUCAAGUUUGUUGCCUAUAGAAGUGAAAUCGCAUGUGCAACAGUUAUGAUUAGGAACCUGGUGGGGUGUGGGAGGGGGUUAGGUCGGUGGGUAUCUAUUUAAUGGUCUCUAAUCCCUUAUGCUGUCAACUCAGAAUGUACCAUUGAGGCCAAAAUAGUUGGUACGACAUAAAUGUUUUCAAAGAACGGAUAAAAUAGUCUUUUAAAAAUGCACCUACAAAGAAUCGGUCCGUUUGCAUGUAGAGUAUUUUAAUGACUCUUGCACGUUGACAUUCCGAUUACGUAAUUUUGCCGGGCGUUCUAAAGGACAGACCAGGCCGGGUGUUUUCAGGUGAUCGGGGCUCAAUUUUAUUCAGCUUUACGGAAUUUUACUGCCGUAAUAUGAAUAUAACUACCUUGUUUUUCUAAGUGUUUGGUAUUGAGACACGAGUUUUUGUACAGUUUUUAAUGUAAAUACAUGUAUGUUGACACAGUGAUCAAAAUACUGAUGUCUCACCUAAAGUUUGCCAGGGCUGGCAAAAGAGGGAACUGAUUAGGCUCGUGACCGACUUGCAGUUAACCGAAAGUUAUCCACUUUUUCUGAUUGUGUUGUUUCGCAGAAAACAGUCUAAUCAUCCCGAUUUUGUGGGGAUUGCACCAAUAUUACAUGAUGAAGCGAAUAUGAGGUAACUGUUCUUCCAGUUCAAGUGACAAAUAUCGAAAAAUAUAUUUCAGUGAAGGAGCCCAUUGAUCUGAUGGGCCAUCAAGCUCAAGAGCUAGAAAAUUUUUAAAAUUUUUAAGGAAAUAUUCUUGUAGCCCUGAUCGGGGUUUUGAUGUUUUGACAAGGGGCCGCUUUGGUACAUACAUCCUUACAGUUAGUCCUCUUACAGAGUUCAUUGCCGCUGUCCUCAAGUCUUUGAAAUCCUUUUAGAGGCCGGAGACCAAUGCAAGUGUCAAAAGAGGCAAUUUCAUGGAACUUUGAACCUGUGAAAUCGUGAUAUCUGACGCAGCCAAUAAACUUAUGCAAAUACGCACAAUGGCAGAUAACAAGCUACUGUUGGUCACAAUCCCAGAAGAUACCCGCAAGUCUGAGCCUAUUUAUAAACCCAAAAAAAAAGCUUAAAACUUUACUGUGAUAUGAUUUUUUUUUACCAGAUUUAGGUCGCAACAUUUCAGGGUUUGGAUUAAGCCUGCAAAAUAGGACGACUGAACCACUGUAACUUUAAAAUAUUUUUAUUUACCCUGUGAACUAUCGAAGGUUAACUAAAGUUAUUAUUCAUUCAAAAUAUUUCCCCAAUUCUCAUUGGCUAAAAGCACACGCAUAAUUCACCAUAACCAGUUGCUGAUGACCAAAUUUGGAAGAAUAUUGUGUUUAACGAUGAAAUGACGUCAGAAAUGCAGCCCGCUACAGGUUAAGGCACCGUUAACCGAGAAGACCUAGGAACGAACAUCGAGGCUGCUAUUGCAGGAAAAAGCUCGCGUGAAUCAUUUUCGAAGAACAGUUCCCAGUGCCGAGAUAUACUGCUGCAAGUAAAAUAGGUAAUAGCGUCAUUUCGUUGCUAUGACAACUCCGAUGCCGUUGCAACCCUGAUCAUAACAAAUUUUCAUCUUUAUCUAAUACAACUGUGGUGGCCAUUUUUCCAAAACUUUGUUUAUGGCGACGCAGUUUAUGCUCAAACUUGGGAGGUAUUGGCCUUGAAAAACUGUAUCGAGCCACCUUAAUUCUUCCUAUCCUACUCAGCGUCAUUCAUUAAUUGCUAAAUAAUUGAAUCGAACUGAUUUGUCCGGGCACUCAUUUUAUUUGCAACGCCGUAACGGCUUCUCAAAAUCCAUCAAUUUUAAUCUUUCAAAUACUCUCUGAGAGACCGAGACGCACUCAAUUCGUUUUUGGUUUGUAGCAGAGCUAAGAAAAAGAAUUUGAAAACAAAAAUAAACUAAAAUAACGAUUUUAGUAUCUGCCUACCAACAAAAAAUAAGGGAAAACUAAUUUUUUGUCGCGAAAUCGAGUGGACCGCUUUUAGGGAGACAGCCACUUAAAAAUUAAAAGAGAGUGAACAAACACCUGCAUGGCUAAUGACACAGAGUCGAAUACAACUAUUACUCUGACUGUUUAUUAGCCUGCGCCGCAGACGAAACUAAACUCUGGUUAGUCCGUCUGCGAAACAGCGCCGAAAUCCUUGUUCUGGGCCGUCACCUCUGUAAAUAGAUAUGAGUAUGGGCCAUGAUUGACCUGUUUAUAAAAUGCCAUUUAUCGAUUUGCCAAUCAAGAUGAAAGGAAAUUCGGAACGCUCCACUAAGGCUCCAGAACAAGGAUAUUGACGCUGCUUCGUAGGCGUUACUAACCGAGGUUUAAUUAAGUCUGCAACGCAGGCUACUUGUGUUUAUCAGAUUGUAACAAAUAUCACAACAGCAAGCGAAUUUUAUUUAACCUCGAGGCUGCAACCAUGAAAAUAAGGGCCAUUGUAAAGUAAAGGUGAAUAUUUCGGCUACUUGAAAAUAUUUUUUACAAGGCCAUACUGGAGAUAAAAAGAAAAAAAAAACUUUUCGUUUUUUUUAGUAGGACCACUGCGCUAAAGGAAUAUCUCACUGCUAUGUUUCCAUUUCUGCUCAGCCAACGUCAUCAUCAUCAUCAUCGUAUCCUCCUUAAAUCAUAAUCAUCACUACCUUUUAUCUUAGAUAAACGAGAUAACAGCCUACAUUGAUGCUUCACAAGUGUACGGUUCAGAUGAAGCUUUGGCAAAGAGGCUUCGAGACCAAAAAACAAAGCUGGGAUUGUUGGAUGUGAGACCUUACAUAAACUCCGAUGGCGAACCGAUUCUUCCGGAAGCUGAUGAGGAAGCUUUCUGCAGAUCAACAGAUACUGAAGCAAGUCCUUGCUUUCUUGCUGGCGAUAUUCGAGUGAACGAAAAUCACGGUAAUUGAUAAGUUUAUUUAUUUAUCUAAUUUUUAGUUAUAUUUAAUUAUUCAAGUUCAAAUGAAGAGAACAUUAGAGCCGACCAAAAACUUAUUAAUAACAAGAAAAAUUUAUAAACACAAACAUAAAGCUUAAACCUUGAAGUUAGUCAGGAUAGGGACAAAAAAUAUAUAUCUUACAGCUGAUAUAGGACUAAGCGAUCGUAUUUGGGGAGAAAAUGAGCCAAGUCUUACUUGCGCUUUUGAAGACCAAGAGUAAAAAGGCGCUGUCAUAGAAAUGUUAGUCACGCCAUAACAGAUAACAACAGAUACUGAAGCAAGUCCUUGCUUUCUUGCUGGCGAUAUUCGAGUGAACGAAAAUCACGGUAAUUGAUUGAUUGAUUGAUUGAUUGAUUGAUUGAUUGAUUGAUUGAUUCAUUCAUUCAUUCAUUCACAUUCAUUUAUUCAUUCACUCAUGCCACUCAUUGUCGACAAAUAUACAUUAUUAAUUGCCAAAAAACGCAAAAAAUCCACCAAAACAAAACACACAAACAAAAAAAAACAUGUAUACAGUUGCAUACCAACGGCGGGUAAAUGGAGGGAAGAGCCCGGAACGAAGAGAGCAAACAAUUUAAUAAACUGAUAAGACGAAUUUCAGUUAGAAGUGUUCUUGAAAUUUAAGUUUCAAAACUAUUUAAAAAGUAAUGUGUGCCCUUUUUGCUGUUGGUAAAUUAUAAAAAUAGAUUUGUAAAUUAAGCGUUUAUUCUGUAUUAAUUAUUGUAUUUUGUAACGCCAGUCAUCCACUAACACUUGUCUAUGACAGCUAGAAACUGUAUAUAAUUUCCAAUGCAUAUUACGACUUGCACUACAGUUACAAAAAAGGUCAAUGAAGAAAUCUCGUUGUAACAUCCACUUAAUUCAGUUCUUGGUAAUUCUCAAUUAUCUCUUUUUCUACAUAUAUAAUUGCCCUUUAUAAACUCGUUUUCAAGUUUGCAAAGGCCAAGAUUUACAGACUGAGAUGGUUUAACUGUAGUGAAUGUAGAAAAGGUAAUUAAGAGAUAAUUUUUCACUUCCACUUUUUUGGCAGCUUUGAUGGCCAUGCAUACCAUAUGGGUACGUGAGCACAAUCGUAUAGCAAAGUUUCUGCACUUGUUAAAUCCUCAUUGGGGCGACGAAAGGCUAUAUCAAGAGGCACGAAAAAUCGUUGGCGCGGAGAUUCAACAUAUCACCUACAAUGAGUGGCUUGCAGUUAUUUUCCCAAGUAAAGAACUGGUAAGACCUAGGAUGCAUGCACGCGGCGUAUGAAAGAGAUCGAGUGAAAGCAUUAAUUUGCAUAGCAUUACAUUAGUAAUUACGAUAAUGAAAUUGGUUCAAAACGUAACGUCAACUUUAAUACCCUCUACCAAGGAGGAGAACUUUGUCGGGAUAAACAAAGACAAAAGAUUUCGGAACAGGGACAACAAAAACCUCCCGUGGCAGUAACAAGCUAACUCUUAAAUUAUGCAGAGCCGGAUUCAGGAUGAAUAAAAAAAUUCUUUUCAAGUUACAGAGUAGAAUAAGUUCAGAGUAGAUUAGUGAAUACGUAAUUAAUAACCUGUAUAUAGCCAAUAACCAAUCACCAGUAAUCUGUUCACGCUCUGAUUUACUUCUGAGAAGAAAAUGCAAAUUGGUCCUUUACACUGUUUCUUGUUUCGGGAAUCUUUUUAAAAAGUUCCUACAUAGGAAACUAGACAAACCAUUUGUUUUCCAAUUGCAAGCGAAGACGACUUGCUACAAAUCGUUAGUUUUAUAAAAACCCGAUGCAGAUAAAUAAAGUUUUUAGAGAUAAAAAAAAAAGUGCGUGCAAGACAAUAAUUCUGAUGUCAAGUCUAUUUAGAAUCAGUGCAUUAUUUAUAGCUGUAGUUUUCUUUAAACAAGUUAGGUGAUUUUUUUUCUUUUUUUAUCCUUUUUUUUCUUUUCUAAUAGUAAGACCAAUUUUAUGUACAAAACUGUCUGAAACGUUUUAUAACUUAAGCUUAAGACGUAUUUUGAAUUGAAAAUCACACCGUUGUACAUGCGUUUUUUAAGAGCAUAGGAGCCCACCUUCGAAAUUUCAAAAUUUUGUGCUAUAAUUAUACCUCAGCCUUGCUUGUAGCCAGCCGUUGAGGAAAAACAACCGAAUAACUUUGACAUCAUUUGGGUCUAUAAUUCUGUUUCAGCGAAUGCAAGAAGGGAUUUUAUUGGAGCCUAAAGGGAAAUUCUUUAAGGGAUACAAUGUGUCAGUUGAUGCACAGUGUACCAACGCCUUCUCUACAGCUGCUCUUAGAAUGGGCCAUUCUCUUAUCCGCGAUACUUUCGUUCUUUUGGGUACCAACUUUGCCAGGUCACAAUUUGAUGAACCUAAUGAAUUGCAAGUAAAGGACUUCUUCAACCCCGAUCGAUUUUACCAGGCGGGAGACAACGCAUAUGGAGGAAUUCUCCUGGGGCUGUUUAGAGUUUUUGCUCGAAAUGUUGAUCGGUAAGUUGAUCAUAAGUAAUUGAUGAAGACUCAGGCAGUUGUGAGUGCGUUCAAAUGUUUGACAUUGGAAUUGAGGUUGUAGGUAAAUGUCACUUCAAGAUAAAAAAAAUGCCCAUUGACCUCCACUAGGUCAACAACUAGGGUGCGUACCAUUAACAUAAAUCACCUAAGUAGAAAUCUUGUGCAUUAACGUAAAACUAUAAAAUUUGACGUGGUGGAAGAACGAACGCUCGCUUAGGCAAAGUAUGUUCAAAUCAGUUCAGCAGCUGGAUGGAGUAAAAAAGAGAGGAAAAAUUGCGUCACGCCGAAUCACACACAGCCCAUAUUUUCUGAAGCUUCCCAAAACGGAGUGAAGAGAACCAUUUGAUUUUCCUACUGGAAUUUCCAGUACCCUAGAUUCCACCAGAGUCUAGUCGUGGAAUACCUCAUUCUUUACGUCUUGACUCGAGUCAAGCACGCUACACAUCGUGAUUGAUCACUUGUUAAGUCUUCUAUCAGUAGAAAUGAGGGAUUCCAGUGGAAUCUAUCCUUGUUGUCAGUCCAAAAGUGGAGAAUUUUGUACGAUUUAACGAAGUAUAAAAGCCAAGUUUUCUUCUAAGGCUGAAAGGUUGUUUUUCCCUUUGAUAGUAUUGAGAGAUGAAUUAAAAUAGCUGUUCCGAGUAUAAGAAAAUGCAAUUAAUAUAUAUUUUCACUUCCCUAAUGAUUUGAACACACUGAAAACAACACAGAAUAUAAAAUCUGCCAACUCUAACAGGCGCAACGCAGAAAUGGCAGGUAAUCCAAGCUAUUACUCUGUAUGAUCUUAAGUUACAAUAUUUAUAUACUGUGAUUUCUCUCUGAUGCCUUUUCUAGGAAAUUUGCUAAAGUACCGUGCCAAACUGAUAAAAAAACGUUGUUUCUUCCUGCCGCGUGUUCAUACGCAGGCUUGUCGCGUGUUAAGUUAAGGUUGCCUUCUCCUGACGUCAAACGCAUUGCAUUGCACAGUAAUUUCCAAGGAGUUAUAAUAACUCCUCUAGUGGGGUUAAUUUAACUCCUUACAGGGGGUUAUUUUUGGGGGAGUUAUUUCAACUCCAAAAAGGAGUUAAAAGAACUCUUUUUCAGGAGUAAAAAUGACCCCAGAUCUUGAGGAGUUAAAAUAAGCUCCAAAAAGGAGUUAUCCUGUACCUAAAAUUUUCAAUCCAAUUUCAGAGUUAAAGUAACUCCCGAAAGAGUAAAAACAACCCAUGUAAGGAGUGAAAAUAAUCCCAUUUUCGGAGUUAUUUUAACGCCAGACUAGGGGUAAAAAGAAAUGUUUUUCAGGAGUAAAAAUGACCCCAAAUUUGGUGUUAAAUUAGGAGUAAAAGUAACCCCAAAAAGGGGUUAUCCUGUACCUAAAAUGUUUACUUCAUUUUUGGAAUUAUAAUAACUCCUUAAAAAUUACUGUGACUAUAACAUUGGCAUUUUCUUUCUCGUUAAUACAAAUUAUUUUAUAGCUUUUUGAAAAAAGUUUCCUUGUUAAACCUCAAUCAUUUUUUACAAGUGUUUUCCUUCACCACAAAUGAUUUACAAUACGUAUAAUGAUAAUGGUAUGGUCAUGAUAAUGUUAAUGAUGGUAAUGGAUGGCAUGAUUUAACAUCAUUACCGUCGAAUCUCCACCAACGGCCACUUCCCUACAACGACCACCUCUCUACAACGGCCACUUUUUUGGAGGAUAAUCCUCACUUAUAUAUUUACUCUUGUUUAAAUCUCUCUACAAUGGGACUCCUCUACAAAGACCACUUUCUUCUGUCCCCAAGGUGGCCAUCGUGGAGAGGUUCAACCGUGUAUAUUGUGUUCUUGGAGUAUCGCAAAAGAAAAUUGUAGGGGCGGGGGAGUGAGUUAAUUCAACGUUCACACAAAUAAGAAAUGGCAACUCGGUAAUGAAAAACGGCGCAGCCGUAUAAGAACAUGCAAAUUGUGGUAUAUCCAUUUCUUUUGUUACAUGCAUACACUGUUUAUAGGUAGCCAUUGCGACUCCUGAAGGAGGAUCAUGAUGUUAUCCCUUUAUUAAAAUCUCUCCUUACAAAUAACCCACCCAGCCCAGGAAAGGUUGGCCACACCAUCCGGGUCGACGUCCCCUACUCUCUUCGUACAGUGGCGUGGGUUCUUUUUAAUUAGGUUCCUCAAGAACCAGAUAAAAAGUGAAAGUACUGUGUGACGGGACCUACAUUUUUCGUCCUUAUCCGAGAAGACUAGAAAGUCUAACCGUUAACAGAUAUCAUCACAAAUGAAGUGCUCUCUUUUCAGUUAUUUAAUAAAUUAAUAAAAGACCCUGAGGGUUGAUCCGGCCGGGGUUUCAAUCGCGACAUCUCGCUCAGCAGACUGGCGCUCUCUCAACUGAGCUAACCGGGCGGCUGUUUCUCCCCCAAAAUAACUGAAAUAUUCGUGAUCACUUUUUGUUUGCUUUUUAUCUUGGUUCAUUCUUUUUGCCAUGUCAUGAUUUUUUUUGUUUCUUUUUUUAGACGUUUCGAUCCAGCAAUAAGAGAACGGUUGAUAAUUGAAGGAGAACCGCCUAAUGGCAUUGUUGGUGAUCUAACAGCAAUAAACAUGAUACGCGGCAGAGAUCAUGGCUUACCAGGCUACGUCCAGUACCGAGAAGCUUGCGGGGGAAAUCCAGCCCUUAAUUUUGAAGAUAUCACUGAUACUAUUCCUAGAGCUCAAGUAGAUAGACUUAAAAGAUCUGGUGUUUACAAAGACGUGGCUGACAUUGAUCUUUUCGCGGGUGGCAUGAGUGAGUAUGCCCAGGCAGGAAGUGCUCUUGGUCCCACCUAUACAUGUCUUAUAGCCCGGCAAUUCAGAGCUUUCCGUGAUGGCGACCGCUUUUGGUAUGAGAGAGAUGAUCAUCAGACCGGGUUUACCAUCGAACAACUUGACCAAAUACGACACUCGACCCUUGCCAAAGUUAUCUGUGAUAAUGCCGAUGGUGUGCCUCGCGUUAAUCCAUGGGUUUUCCUACACAGAAACAUACAUGUGCCCGGCGUUGACAAUCGUGUAGUCGACUGCGGUGAUCUACCCUUUAUGGACUUGACUGUCUUUAAAGAAGGUGAGUAAUGCCAUCAUUUUAUCGUUUGCUGUAUAUGUGUCUUUAAGGGACUUGAACGAUGUAACAUAACCAGCGGCUGUUUAAUUGCCCAAUCUGCAGUGGGCGCCAGUGAGUCCAGGUUUGUUAGUGAUUAAUUUGCGCAAAGACAAGAAUGUAAAGUGACCAAAUGGUAGAUACUGGAUCCAAUUUCAACAUCCAUUACUUGCAGAUUUUUCUUUCUUUAAUAUUUUUUUUUUGUCAAUUAAUUGCAUCUUUAUACACACAGAUCAAAUUUUAUAUAACAUUUACCUCAGUUUUAAGCAAAGUGAAACGCAUUUAAUCGAUUCAAAAACGUAGAUAAAAAGAUUGCGGCUGUUUCCAGUUCCUCAUUUAACAAUUAAUGAUGUCAUAACAUGACAUCAGUGUACCAUUAAAGAUUAUCAUUGUGUUAGCCAACUUAUCAGACACCUAGUAAGUAUUAUUCGCUUUAUGCGUAUGUUUAGAGAAAAAAAUAAUUAUAUAAUUAUACAAUUUAAAUUUGGGAUCGCCUUUAGAAAAUAGAAAACUGCUUGGGGUUCGUGUUGUGCCCAAAGCAGUUAACUGAGACGUCCACUGCGGUUGAGAAAAGCAGCUGGCCUGACUAGGCAUCUAAUACUAGCUAAGCAAUAUGCUCAUUAAGACAAUAGUCUGUACACAUGCAUGGACCAAUGUAUUCAUGUCACAUAAAGAUCUGAACUAUCUCUCAGAUAUGUUAAACUUGGAGAUGGACAAACUGUCAAUCUGGUUUAAAGCAAACAAACUUUCUCUAAAUCUUAAAAAGACUAAAUUUAUGGUCUUUAAACCAAGACAAAAGUGUUCAAUUUGUAAUAUUCAAAUAAGUAUAGAUAAUAAACUGUUGUUGAAGUAAAGGAGACAAAUUGUCUAGGCCUAAUUUUGGAUGAAAACCUAAAUUGGAAGUCGGAAAUAUCACACGUUGCAAGUAAAGUUGCGAAGUCAAUCAGUAUAAUAUCUAGAUGCAGCUUCCUUCUUCCUAAAUCGUCUUUACGUAUGCUCUACUAUUCCUUAAUUUAUCCUUAUUUUUACUACUGCAAUAUCGUUUGGGCUUCGACCUAUAAAACCAAUCUCCGCCGCCUUGUUAUCCUGCAAAAGCGCAUUAUUAGAAUUAUUAAUAAAUCACAUUUCAAUGCUCAUACUGACCCCAUCUUUAAGGACCUCGGUAUACUAAAAUUUCAUGAACAGGGCCAAUUUAUGUAUUCUUGCAAAAAUUCAUUCUUACCUCCAAAGUUUAAUAACAAUUUCUCUCAAAGCAAUCAAUUCCACUCUUACAAUACAAGAAAUUCCCAGGCCUACCGUCUACCGUAUUGUCGUACAAACACGAAGAAGUUCUCGCGCUUUUUUCAAGGACCUAAGUUUUUUAAUUCACUUGACAACAAGGUCAUCAACUCUCAACCCUCUCUUCUUUUAAGAAAAACCUGAAGAUUAAAUUAUUGAGUAAGUAUGAAAACAGUUUAUAAAUCUUUCCAUCUUCGAUUUUUCACCUUCUUUUCUUCAAUUGAUGUGAAACAGCUCUAGCUCAUAGUUCGAGGAGGCCUAACCUCUCAUAAGCUCCUAUAGUUUCUGUUAGGUCUCCUCGCCACUUCUUUUUUUCUUCUUUUCCUAUAUUUUUUGUAAUUAUUGUGUGGCACAUAAAAUAAAAUAAAAUAAAAUAAAUAAAGGACGUUAAAAAAGGACUUGAGAAGUGGAAAUAUCUAAUGCAUAAUUAAACCUCUCUCAGGACCUCAGUAGCCUUUUUUUUUCGUGAAGGAAACCAAAAAUAUUUUACCUUUUAAGAAGGUAUCUUAUUUGUGGGUCAUUAGCCUUUCUAAUUUGUUUCUAUCUUCUCGUUUUUUACAGAACCUAUCGAGGAGUCCAAUGCUGGAGGAGAAGAAGGUGCUAUGUCCGUUGGUGCUUGA
This is a messenger RNA of Porites lobata, 29454 nucleotides long. NCBI's taxonomy places the organism in Eukaryota, Metazoa, Cnidaria, Anthozoa, Scleractinia, Poritidae. The record is from the annotation of a GenBank genome assembly.